GACACAACACACAAGGCAUAUGAUAACAAGCAUCAUCUGUAGCUCAUAAAUCUUCCUCCUUUAGUGAAGAGACAUCAAAGUACUAUGAAAGCAGACCUAAGAGGGAACCCAACAUCCUUUCUUUUCCAAAACCCUAACCUUUUCGUCGCCAGCUCUCAACCCUCCUCUGAUCUCACAGGCGCACUCAGGGGAUGCAGCAGUCUUGGCAGCCUUGACGGAGCGUGCACAGAGAAGCUGUUACUUCACUGCGCAAGUGCACUGGAGGCCAAUGACGUCACCCUGGCUCAGCAGGUGAUGUGGGUGCUCAAUAACGUCGCUUCACCCACGGGUGACCCUAACCAAAGGCUCACUUCUUGGUUCUUGAGGGCCUUGGUUUCCAGGGCGUCUAGGGUUUGCCCUAAUGCUCCGGUCACCGGUUUCGGGGGCGGCAAUGGCGUUCACACUAGGCUGAUGACUGUGACUGAGCUUGCAGGGUAUGUGGAUGUGAUUCCUUGGCAUAGAUUUGGGUUUUGUGCGGCAAAUAGUGAAAUUUUAAGGGCGGUUCAAGGGCAAAAUAGGGUUCAUAUAUUGGAUUUUAGUAUUACUCAUUGUAUGCAAUGGCCUACUCUUAUAGACGCCUUGGCUAAGCGCCCUGAAGGCCCACCUUUUUUAAGAAUAUCAGUCAUGUCUGGGCGGCCGCCUGUCCCGCCCUUGCUUAAUGCUUCAUGUGAACAGCUCGGUGUUCGUCUCGCGAACUUCGCAAAGUUCAGAGACGUGCCGUUUGAGUUCAAUGUGAUCGGAUCAGAAUCAGACUAUAUCCACCAAGAAUUCCCGGAUUUUCACCACAAUUUCAUCCUUUCUUGUCUCACCCCUUCCUGUCUGAAUCUCAGGCCCGACGAGGUUUUAGCAGUGAACUGCCAGAACUGGCUGCGAUAUCUCCCCUCUCGCGACACUUUCAUCGACGCAAUCAAAGGUUUGAACCCCAGCAUCGUCACCAUAGUCGACGAGGAUUGCGAUCUGGGCGGUUCCAGCUUAGUUUCGAGAAUCACGACAUGUUUUAACUACCUAUGGAUCCCCUUUGACGCCCUGGAAACAUUCCUGCCGAAAGACAGCCCGCAGAGAAUCGAGUACGAGGCGGACAUCGGACACAAAAUCGAGAACAUCAUCGGAUUCGAAGGGGAUCAGAGGAUAGAACGGUUAGAAUCCGGGAUGAAAUUAUCGCAGAGGAUGAAAAACAACGGGUUCCUCAGCGCCCCGUUUUGCGAGGACACAAUUAGAGAAGUUAAGAGUUUGUUAGAUGAACAUGCGAGCGGUUGGGGAAUGAAGGUAGAGGACGAGAUGUUGGUUUUGACAUGGAAAGGGCACAGUGCAGUUUAUGCGACGACUUGGGUCGUCUCACCUCAAACUCAAGUCGACAUUGAAAUCAAAGAUUAGGGAUAGUAAUUAAUGGCAGGAUUAAUGUAAUAAAGUUCGAUCUUGAAUUAGGUUAAACUGGACAACAUGGGUAAUUAGUUAGGGUGUCAUUGUAUGUGGUCCAUUGAGAAGAGAAGAAGAGGACAAUAACAGAUAUGGGAUGUGUUUUCUUAAUCAAAAUUCUGCGUUUCAAAGGAGACAAGAAGAACAUAUGACUGUAGUUGGAGAAUGGGUUGGUUUCACUUUUUGGAUUUGGUUAUAGCUGUAAGGCAAGGAAAGAAAUGUAAAUAAUGCUCCUUUAGAUUCCCAUACUUUUGUAUGUAUGUAUGUUCAACCUUUUCUGGCGAUCAAUUAUUUUUCC
Ipomoea triloba (trilobed morning glory) is the source of this 1753-nucleotide messenger RNA. RefSeq names its product scarecrow-like protein 32. The coding region runs from base 85 to 1413 and encodes 442 amino acids. Gene Ontology annotation, molecular function: DNA-binding transcription factor activity; sequence-specific DNA binding. Gene Ontology annotation, cellular component: nucleus. Gene Ontology annotation, biological process: regulation of DNA-templated transcription. NCBI's taxonomy places the organism in Eukaryota, Viridiplantae, Streptophyta, Magnoliopsida, Solanales, Convolvulaceae. The transcript has a single exon. The record is from RefSeq and is a predicted model, not a curated record.